AUGGCCAUCGCCGCUCUUCCUGAAGCAACCAUUCACCUGCUCGGCUCUGCUCAAGCUCUCACAACUCCUACAUCCCUCGUCAAAGAGCUCAUUGACAAUGGUCUUGAUGCAAAGGCAACAUCUAUUGACAUUCUCAUCUCUCAAAACACCAUCGACAAGAUUGAGGUUCGCGACAAUGGCCACGGCAUUCCGCAGCAAGAUCUUGACGCCCUUGGUCGGCGAGGACAUACCAGUAAACUGCGUUCCUUUGAUGAUCUGAAAGCUAUUGGGGGUGUCAGUCUGGGUUUCCGUGGUGAGGCUUUGGCCAGCGCUGUUCAGUUGGGAGAAGUCUCUGUCACUUCGAGGACAGACGCCGACCCAGUGGCAACCACAGUAAAAUUGAAAGCUCCUGGAGGUAUCGAAAGUCAAAGCCGCAAAUCACAUCCUAUUGGUACUACGGUCUGCGUUCUCAAGUUCUUAGAGAAAAUUCCGGUCAGAAAACAGACGACUCUCAAAGCAGCCCCCAAGACACUCGUGAAAGUCAAAGAGCUUUUGCAAUCUUAUGCACUCUCCAGGCCGUCGAUUCGAUUCACCCUCAAGGUUAUCAAGGGAGCCAAGGGCUCCUGGUCAUUCGCACCACGACCGAAUGAUGGCAUCAAAGAAGCCGUUUCACAGGUCAUUGGACGAGAUGCGGCGGGGCAGUGUAUGGAAAAGUCGCUGGUGUUUUCUGAAUCCCAGUCUGGCGAGGCGAACGCUAGUGAAAGUCUCACCGAAAAGCAUCAGUUGUCGAACGAUCAGUUUUUAGUAGAGGUUUUCCUUCCGAGACCAGAUGCUGACCCCUCGAAAUUCGGGCACGGUCAAUUCAUUUCCGUAGAUUCUCGGCCAGUGUCCCAUGAGAAGGGUACAAUGAAGAGGAUUGUCACUAUUUUUAAACAUUGCCUAAAGGCGGCAUUUGAGGAUGGAUCUGAAGUCAAGAAUCCUUUUAUUCGUUUGAGCAUUACUUGUCCUGUUGCAAGUUACGAUCCCAACGUAGAGCCUACAAAGGAUGAUAUUCUUUUCUCGAAUGAAUAUCUUGUGUUGGAAGCUAUUGAAGGUCUGUUUAGAACCAUAUAUGGCGAGAGUAAGCCUGUAUCUACUAUUAGACCUCUACAUCCUCCAGUCCAAAAGCUUGACAAGUUCGAGUUGCUUCUUGCUCGGAAGCCUGUGGAAUCCUCAACGAAUCGCAUACAAUCUUCGCCCAGCGAUACGGGUGCUCCCAUGGAGUUACCAAAAGGUCUGCUAGUUCCAUCCCUGCCGUCUCCAAUAAACAGUGAUCCCGUCAUGGGGACAGAUAACUUGGCUCAAAGCAUUGAGGCGAGUAAAGAUGAAGCAGUUGGAAACCGACGCAAAUGGGGAUUUGGCAUGUCAAAAGACUUUACAGAAGAGAAUAGAGGACCCGCAAGAGCCAGUCAUCCCAGCAAAUUCCGAAGUCCAAGGCCUACAGAGAAGUCAGCUCCAACGAACACAUCAUCCAAUCCUCUUAAUCCUUGGCUUAUUGCGAAAUUAGUCGCCCCUGUGCAACAGGAUAACCACAACAAGCUUCCUACACCAUCUGACUCGCACAACUUAGCUGCAGAGCCUUCGGAAACCUCUACUCAGAUAUCUAGUCAACUAUCCGAUCCUAUGCUUUUAGAUCUUAAUCAUUCAGAAAUACCAAACGCCUCCAGAUCACCAAGGCGACGAUACAGCAAUGAGAUUCUCAGAAACCCUGACCACUCAAUGGCAGAUACCUUGCCUUUUCAACACCAUAAUCAACCGCAGCGAAGAUAUAGCAAUGAAGACAUGCGGGGUGGCAGGCCACCAUUAGGAGCUGCUGACUACGAUGAGUUGUUUACUGUUGAGGAACGAGCACCUCAGGUUCGACGGCGAAACGAUUUUGUCUCCGCCAGGAACUUGCCGGAAAAUGCCUUCGUAUCACCACCUGCGACACAGCGCUUGAAGGGUGCGAGGAGAUCGAAUGGUGUGAACAAACCUUUUGCACCACCACGAACUAUUGGCAGAAAUACCAUACAAUCUGAUGGAUUCCGUCAGUCAACAUUGCUGGAUGGGUAUCCGGCACAGAAUGGUAACGGGCAGGAAAGACCUCAGAUGGAGGCAAAUCCCGAGCUUGAAUGGGCCAUGGACUACGAACAAAGAAAAGAGAAAGCUACUCAACACCAUCGUCAGGAGCGUGGGAAAUACCGACGCGCACGAGCUGAUUCAUCCCAAGGAGACUCCGGUGAAAGGGCUCGAUCCUCUCCGCAUAAGAACCGCUACAUCUCUGCCGUUAAAGCCCUUGAAGCUGAUGCAAUAUCGUCACGAAAUGGUGCACGAGUGGUUGAACAAAUCAGGACCACUCUGGCCGAUGGGGAUCCGCGUGCCUAUUUCAUGAAGCAGCAGAAACUGAUGGCCGUUCCGAAUGGAGGUCCGCUGAAGCUAUCCCGCGCCAAGUCCAUGAAGCUCCCACUGGAACUAAUUCCUAAUAAUUCACAAACUCACCAAUUGCUUCUGACACUUGCGACCAAUACCGACCGCCUUCGAAGCCUCAUGAUGAACACAGCUAAGUAUGAUAUGUAUGCCGCCCAUGGAAGUCAGCCGACGGGCCUUUCAAUUGAUGCCUCAAGCAUGCCAGCACUAACGAGCAGGACUCAAGCUGUCGUCGAGAAGUGGAUGGAUGCCGAGGAGGAGAGGCAGUGUGAAGUGGAAUAUAAGUUUGGGAAUCUUCUCGGUGGAGGCCUAAGUGUUGCUUGA
Lachnellula hyalina is the source of this 2748-nucleotide messenger RNA. It is a transcript of the gene PMS1, whose product is annotated as PMS1-like protein. The record is from RefSeq and is a predicted model, not a curated record. NCBI's taxonomy places the organism in Eukaryota, Fungi, Ascomycota, Leotiomycetes, Helotiales, Lachnaceae. Gene Ontology annotation, cellular component: MutLalpha complex. Gene Ontology annotation, molecular function: ATP-dependent DNA damage sensor activity; ATP hydrolysis activity; ATP binding. Gene Ontology annotation, biological process: mismatch repair. The transcript has 2 exons. Bases 1 to 2748 code for a protein of 915 amino acids.